GGAAGAAAUCUGUGUAUGUUGAGCCAUCUAGGAGAGUGAAAGAAAUUCUUGAAGAAGAGCUUAAUUUUCAUAAAGAAUCCUGCCGCGUUAAACAUCUGGCAGCAGUGGCUCUGCAAGGAAUUUGGAACGUGAAAAAGAAUUUCCCCAUCGGAAGGCUGAAACCAGUGCCACAGAACAGAAACAGUUUACUUUUGCAGCCUCAGUUCUACUCAAGGCAUUCAGGAAUGAAAA
This is a messenger RNA of Apaloderma vittatum (bar-tailed trogon), 231 nucleotides long. It is a transcript of the gene CUNH11orf97, whose product is annotated as chromosome unknown open reading frame, human C11orf97. NCBI's taxonomy places the organism in Eukaryota, Metazoa, Chordata, Aves, Trogoniformes, Trogonidae. The transcript has 2 exons. The record is from RefSeq and is a predicted model, not a curated record. The annotation marks the transcript as partial. Gene Ontology annotation, cellular component: ciliary base.